Messenger RNA from Penicillium canariense, 2490 nucleotides. RefSeq names its product repressor protein. Bases 1 to 2490 code for a protein of 829 amino acids. Gene Ontology annotation, biological process: chorismate biosynthetic process. NCBI's taxonomy places the organism in Eukaryota, Fungi, Ascomycota, Eurotiomycetes, Eurotiales, Aspergillaceae. The transcript has 2 exons. Gene Ontology annotation, molecular function: 3-phosphoshikimate 1-carboxyvinyltransferase activity; 3-dehydroquinate dehydratase activity; shikimate 3-dehydrogenase (NADP+) activity. The record is from RefSeq and is a predicted model, not a curated record.
AUGCUUGAACGGAAAUACCGCGUCCGCGAGCCUGUCGACUCCAAUCAUUCCACUGCCUGCGCCGACCCGACCAGGGACUCUUCUCUUCCCGCCAUGCACCCCCCAGAUCUUACUCCCCCGCGCACCUUCGCUCCCGAUGCCUCGCUGAUUCUUGUCGGCAUCCGCGGCUGUGGCAAGCGAUCGUUGGGGUUUGUUGCGGCGACAGCACUGAAGCGACGCUUCAUCACAGAGGACCAUUACUUCAAAGAGAUCACCGGAGUCACGCGACAUGGAUAUCUGAAGGAACAUGGCAGCCAGGAAUUCCAGCGCCGGGACAUUGAGGUGGUGAAACAGAUGAUCGACAAUCACCGGACUGGGUGUGUGAUUGAAUGUGGGUUGGGAAGUCUCACACGGCCUGUCCAAGAUCAUCUGCGGCGCAUAUCCACGACGAACCCGGUGGUCCACGUCGUUCGGGACAUCGAUCGCAUUCAGCAACUCCUCGGCUUGGACGAUCAAUCGGUACGGCUUUUGCGCGAGGGAGACCCGUUACAUCGAACCUGCUCCAACUUUGAGUUUUACAAUGUCGAGGACCGUACGCGCGUUGUCUCAGAAGACGGAAGCCCCGACCCUCGAUCGGCAGCUUACUCAUUCAAGCUACAAGAGGUGAAAGAGGACCUUACCCGAUUUGUCCGCUUUGUGACGGGAGUGGACGUGAACCAUUCUAGUUACGACUCCCCCUUCGUCCUCUUAGAGACACCGCCGGAGCUUCGUUCCUUCACCCAUGCCAUCUUCGUGCGAUCAUCGGAUCUUCUCGCGGAUAACGUCAAUCUGCCAGAGCUGGAGUCCGGUGGAGAUGCCAUUGAGCUCUGUGUCGACCGCUGGGGCCCUGAAACGCCAACCGUGAUCAGCAAGCAGGUGUCUGUGCUUCGCCGCAAUGCGCGGAUUCCCAUAAUUCUUUCCGUGGACACGUCGUCCACAAGUGUUGGAAAGGAGCGUGAUCAGUUGAGAACAUAUUUUGAUAUUUUGGAACAUGGUCUUCGCUUGGCUGUUGAAUACUUGGUUGUCGACCUCGGCCAGGACCGGUCACAACUCGCCCGGAUUAUUCGCGCUCGGGGCAAGACCAAGAUCAUUGGCCAGCAUGUCCUUGAAGCGUCUUCCCGUGUGAAAUGGGAGGACGAUGGCUGCCUUUCUCUGUAUAACGAGGCGGAAAAGCUAGGUUGUCAGCUCGUGCGCCUACUCCGGGUAGCCACGUCAAGGGAGGAAAACGCGACGGUCCUCGAGUUUACCAACAGGAUCCGAGCUUUACCAGGACAGCACGCCCCCCUUAUUGCCUACAACAUCGGUCGCCUAGGACGCACGUCACAGGUGUUCAACUCGAUUCUCACGGGGGUGACGCAUCCUGCCAUUACUCGAGAGACAGAGAAUGACCUUGAUGCACUAAUAACUUCGCGCGACGCCGUUCGAGCUCUGUUCCAGAGCUAUGUUCUUGAUCCCCUGAAGUUCUGUAUCCUGGGAGCCAGAGUAUCGUACAGUCUGUCACCUGCUAUGCACAACGCAGCCAUUCAGCAUUGUGGCCUGGGCCACGUCUACAGGAUCCCUGAUUCCCCUUCUCUCGCAGUAUUGGAUGAAUUCCGGCGGGACCCUAAUUUCGGCGGGUCUAGUGUUGUUCGACCGUGGCGUGUGGAGCUCUAUCAUAAACUUGCCGCGAAAAGCCGACACGCAGAGGCUAUCGGGGCUAUUAACACGAUCAUGCCCUUGCGAGGUACUUCUGAUGGAACGAUGUAUUCGCUCCAGGAACAAGCCAGUCGACGCAACCAGGCCGGCCCGGUGUUGGGGUGGUAUGGCGAGAACACGGACUGGGUGGGCAUCAUGACCUGCAUCGCUCGUCACCUGUCCCCCCGAAAUGCCAUUAGUGCAAAGACAACUGGCCUUGUCAUUGGCGCCGGUGGUAUGGCGCGAGCAGCCAUCUACGCGAUGCUUCGUUUGGGCUGUCGUAAGAUCUUCAUCUAUAACCGAACUCAAUCGCGAGCGGAAGAGGUAGCACGGCACUUCAACUCCUGGGCGGCGUCUCAGGUCGACUCAGCUGAGGUGGUUCGGGUGCUCCGGUCUCUUCAGGAUGACUGGCCCGAUGAUGCCAGUCCACCUAGUAUGAUUGCAUCCUGCGUGCCUGCUGACCCAGACGGAGACGAACCCCCGGCCAACUUUGAGAUGCCGAUGCAAUGGCUCGGCAGUCCAACUGGGGGUGUGGUGUUGGAGAUGGCUUACAAGCCUUUGGACACGCCUCUACUACAACAGAUGCGUCGGAUCCGAAAUGAUAAUGGACGGCCAUGGGUUCUAUCUGACGGACUGGAAAAUGUGAUAGAGCAAGGCAUUGCGCAGUUUGAGUUGAUGACCGGCCGCAAAGCCCCCCGGCGCCUGAUGACCCUGGAGGUUCUUCGCCACUACGAAGGGGAAAGCGGCCGAUUUGAUGAAGAGACGAUCCAGGCUCGAUUGGAUGGCAUUUGUUCGUAG